GCUUUUUCAAUACGCCCAGCAAGAGGCAUUGUUGAUGCCUAUGAAGAUCUAGAAUGUGAAGUUGUAUGGCAUCCAGGUUUCAGCUCUCCUGAGAUAGGAGAAUUCAAUCUCUGUGUACAGCAGAGAAAUUCAGCAAAACUAAGAUGCAUUACAGAGCUUGGAUCCACGAGUGUCCAGUUUACUGAACAGAGAGUGCUCUUUCAUCAUGCCCCACUUGGUCUGACAACUUACAAAACAGCCAUUAUUCAGAAUACAGGAAUGAAUCAUGCAUAUUUCCAGGUAGUAGAUAUAAGUCCACUGCCUGGUAUGAUGAUUACACCAUCACAGGGUGUGGUGCCAGUGGGAGGUUAUGCGACUCUUAAAAUCUUCUUCACGCCAAGAGCAGUUAUGAAGUUUGACACUAGAGUUGAGGUGUCAGUGCGGAAUACAAAGAAU
This is a messenger RNA of Staurois parvus, 435 nucleotides long. Lineage: Eukaryota; Metazoa; Chordata; Amphibia; Anura; Ranidae. The record is from the annotation of a GenBank genome assembly.